UGUUUGCAUCAGUCGGAGGACAAGGCAUUACCUUAAAAAGAGACCAAAUCCAAAAAAAGAAGAUCAUCUGGUGAUAUAAGGAGGAUCAUAUUGGACAGUUUAUUGGCUCAGUAACGCAACACUUAUGGAAAUUCCAGUGACUUGUGUCUUGGGCUUCCUGCUGGUUUUUGGUGGGGCCUGCUGUGUGGAUGCCUCUAAUGCAGACACCUCCAAGGAAGAUGCAGGUCAGAAAAAAUCGUCUGGAACAACAGAGAAAAAGCCGAGCCGCUGUUCCUACACUUUCAUCGUACCUCAACAGAAGUUAACAGGGGCGCUUUGUGUGAGUACCGAGACGGCUCGUGUCAACCGCUCUGAGAUGGUGUCCCUGCGCGUGCUGCUGGACCGGCAGCAGGAACAGCUGGACGCAAUGCGUGGGCAGUUGGAGCAGGAGGGCACACUGGCCAAUGAGAUGAGAGUUCUGCGCAGGGAGAGCGUCAACAUGAACGCCCGUAUCACCCAACUCUACGCCCAACUGCUGGAUGAGAUCAUCCAGAAGAAGGAUCAGGUUUUGGAGCAACGGAGGCUUGAGAGUUUGGUGCUUAAUGCAACAGCCCAGGUGCUUCAGGUGUCCACCAGUUACAGAGACCUGGAAAAGAAGUACGAUGCACUGACCUCUCUAGUGAGCAACCAGAGCCAACUAAUCACACAUCUGGAGAAACAGUGCCAGCUCAAGAACCCCAAGGCAACCACAUCACUUCCGGUUCAACAGUCUAGUGGGUUGGUGGAUGUGAACACGGAGGCUAAAGAAGUUGCCAGCAAUGUCCAAAGAGACCAAAGUGCCCCUUUGCACCAGGAACAGAGUCCUUCAGAACUGCUGGAGCCCUUUGAUGGCUUGCCCCGUCUGCCAACAGACACACCUUUCACCAGUUACCCCGUGACUAAAUCUCCAGGACCGUGGAAUGACUGCCAUCAUGUGCUAGAGUCAGGAGAGAAGACCAGCGGCAUCUACCUGCUGCGACCGCGCAAUACUAACACACUUCUGCAGGCCUGGUGUGACCAGAGCAGAGCGCAGGGUGGCUGGACCGUAAUCCAGAGGAGACAGGAUGGCUCUGUCAACUUCUUCAGGACCUGGGAACAGUACAAGCAAGGUUUUGGGAAUCUGGAUGGUGAAUACUGGUUGGGUUUGGAGCACCUGUACUGGCUCACCUCUCAGGCCACCUACAAGCUGCGAGUAGCCAUGGAAGACUGGCAAGGACGACAGGCGUUUGCAGAGUACGACAGCUUUCAGGUGGAACCAGAGAGUGACUGGUAUCGUCUACGAUUAGGCAGUUAUCAAGGCAACGCAGGAGACUCCCUUUCAUGGCACAACAAUAAAGCGUUCACCACUCUGGACCGUGAUAAGGAUGCUUAUUCAGGUAACUGUGCUCAUUACCAGAAGGGUGGCUGGUGGUACCACAUGUGUGCCCACUCCAACUUGAAUGGGGUGUGGUAUAGAGGAGGCCAUUACAGAAGUCGAUACCAGGAUGGUGUUUACUGGGCAGAGCUCCAUGGAGGCUCAUACUCUCUAAAGAAAGUGGACAUGAUGAUCAAACCUGCUUAACAGCCACAGAAACAUAUCAACAGAGCACCCAAAGAGUUGAGAGUACUUAGAUUGAGUGCUAUCUUUUGCCCCCUUGUCUACACAAAGAUGUGACAAUGAGCACUAAAUGUUUUUGUGGAGCUUCAGGUUAUUUUGUUAGAGAUCUAGUCUUGAAGUUUAUUGAUAUUGUUGCAUAUUUUUGUCCUAUUUCCUCAUGUCUGUGGUUUUCCUCUCACUUACUAAGUUAAGACAGGAUUUCCUGGUCUCAGUCACUUCAUUUCAUGGUUUCGCUAUUAAGAGAAAAUAAAUCCUUUUUACAAACAACACCAAAGGAGACAUCUGCAUCUAUCAUCCAACUCAGGCAUUAACGGCAUCAUUGCUUAUCGCUUGCUUGACAAUGCUUCUGCUGCUGAUAAGUCUCUUGCUGAUCAGCCUUACUCAUGGUGGUAAGUUCUCCUCAUCCUGUCUGUACAGAUGGUCUUUCUGUGGAUCCUUUCAACUUUUUAAUUAGUUUGACAGUUAGUAACCCAGCAAAUCAUCCAGGGAGGGAGUUGACUGUUAUUUUUGCAGUUGUUUAUUUUUUAUUAUUAUUAUUUUUUUAUAUCUUUCUUUCUUUCUUUAGCCCUAUUUCUACUAACACUGAAGCUGUUUUGAUGGUGUUGAAUGUGAUGUGUUUAGACCUCUAUGUUCAUUUACAAAUAAUUAAGUGUGUUAAAGCUAUCAGAGUUUGCAAAGUGUUCUUUCUGAUUUUAUUUGACAAGUGAUCUUCAUUUCUAAAGCCAGAGACCAUUAACUUUUUAUUUGUCAAAGUUGCGACUUUAGAAAUGUUAUUACGGUGUGGUAAGUGUUAGUCUCUGGACAGAAUCUACAGCACAUGUAGACAGUGUGUCAAGUAGUUUUCACACUUACAACACCCAAACGUUAAAGACAUACUGAAGUAUGUUUCCUUACUUUACACAGUGUGAGAAUAUAUGAAUGAGAUCAUUUCAUGUAUGAAAGCUUUU
This is a messenger RNA of Carassius carassius (crucian carp), 2562 nucleotides long. RefSeq names its product angiopoietin-like 6 (gene angptl6). The transcript is spliced from 7 exons. Bases 125 to 1579 code for a protein of 484 amino acids. The record is from RefSeq and is a predicted model, not a curated record. NCBI's taxonomy places the organism in Eukaryota, Metazoa, Chordata, Actinopteri, Cypriniformes, Cyprinidae.